UUGAUCAAUAUCCCGAUUUUCGAUGAAAUACUGUCAAAACACUCGAUUUUAAAUCUUGAAAUUUUCUAGGGAUCGUAAUACGAGUUUAGCCAAAAUGGGAUGUUACAGUUUUCAACCUUUUCAUUAUCAUUUUUUGGAGAAUCAGAUUAGGGUGUGAAGUGAGGUGAUUUUUUGAAUUGAUGCUUGAAUGUAGAAAUUAGGGCGAGGGAUUAGUUGAUUAAGGUUGAAUGAAUGUUGCAUAAGGAUUGCAUGAGUUUAAUUGAGCCUUGGUGGGCAUGAUUUAGGUACAAUUUUUGGUUAAGUGUGAAAAUUGGCCACAAUGUGCAAAAAUGUGAAUGAAUGUGGAUCCUUGAUUUUGAUUGAUGGUUAUAAGCCAUCGAGGCAUGGUUUGGGUUUGAUAUUGUGCUUUGAUAAUCCGUGAAUCAACGAGAACCAUGCCUUGAAGAGCUAUGUGUGCGCUUGAACUUCAAUUGUGAAAUCUGGUCUUGUAAAAAGCCUUCAAAGGCAUAGGACCAUAGUGGAAACCUAAGUGCGUGGGAAAUCAUUUUCUCCCAUUUGAUGUGAGAUUGACCAUUAUUUCCACGUAUGGUGCGUGUUUUGAAUACUUUGCAGGAUGGUCGAUACGGAGCACGAGUACAUCCACUACUUGGUGAACCACGAGUGGUUUGGGGCCAAGUUUGGCCUGUGGUGAAAUAGCGAGGUUGGGCCUCAUUAGAUGCUCGAUCUGGACAUGUUUAACAUGUUCAGGUGUUGGGCAGCGAUGCCAUGGGAGUAAGCGGAGUUGACCCUACGUCGAUUUCAUGUGGGGAGGCCAGCUACGGGUGCUGACCUACGACGACUUUAAAAAGGCCAGGGGCUUGACCCCACUCAUAUGACAAUGACGGAGAGACAGUACACUGUCGACUUCCACUACCAGGCCACAUUUUUUAGGCCAUCUACCACCCUGAGCAUCAGAAUGAUGAGUUCAAGGGCUCUAGCACCAACACCGUGAAGCUCUGGACGUCGUGGAGGAUUCUGCACGCCCUCCUAACGAGGUCCAUCAUCCCCAGCCUACUGUAGGGGCACAUGAUCACAGACAAAGGGUUGAUAGCCCUUCAUUCCAUUAACUGGCCAAUAGAUCCACUUCAUCUGGGAGCUAUGGUUGCUACCACCUUCGCCAGAUGCCAGGGCCGGGACCGAGUAGACACGAUGCAAUUGGGGGGCAUCAUCACCAGGCUGACCCGACACUUCGGGGUGAUGUGGCCCAGUGUUCUAUCAUCGGCCAGACCGAGCCGUUUCCAGUGAAGACACUCUACAACAUGAAGCCGGUGCUUCAAGGAGAGAGAGGAAUUGAAUUACUCGAGGGACUUCGACCCUCGGCAGCUCUACAACCACAGUUCAACCUUGCGCUAGCGGAGCCUGCCACCCACCAGAGCUCCAGGGCGCCAUCGGUGCUCCGCAGCAGCAUCAUCUGGAGUGGGACCUUCCUCCUCCGGACCCACCUCGAGGAGCGAGUGGAUCGUCUCGAGGCGCAGUUUGUGGGAGUCACUACUCGGCUCAACCGAUCCGUCGAACUCAUAGAGAGGAUUGCUCGACAUUAGGGCGUCCUUUCGGAUGACGAUGAGUGAUCUAGGAUGCACGAAGAGGUAGCUGUCGAGUGAGACUUGUGGCAGAGUCGAUUUCUUUCGCCUUACUUCUCCACUUGCAAACUUUGAACUCUUUUUAUUUUUAUAUUCUCCUUAUUUAGUGUGUGAACUAGUACUUUGUGAGUUCUUUCCUUUGAAUCGUAAUGUGAAACUUUACUAUGUGUAAUAACCUCGCCUCGAGCGAGAAUGUGCGUGUGUUUGUAUAUUGUUUUGUUUUCCCCUUUGAAGCUCAAACAUCCUACCCCGGGAAAUUCUCCAACUUUCAUUCACCAAGCCCUGCGGUAACAUUGUUCUACCCCAUAUUUUACGCAAUUGACGACAAUGUCGAGCUUAAGUGAGUGUGGUGGGUGGGGGGGGGGGGGUAGUUUAUUAUUAUGCUUGUGUGUGAUUAAAUGCUUGGAGCCUUGAUGUGUGCCCAAAUUUGAAAAUUUUGAGGGCUCCAAGUAAUGCAUGAUCAAAAUGGCCGGUUGGUGGGCGAAUCUUGUGCUUAUUUGGCAUCAAUCUUGAAUUGUUGUAUGUAAUCGAGUGCAUCCUAUUAUGAUGACUGAGAGUGCAUUAGGGUUGUGCAAAAGCUUAGUUCUCAUGUGUGCUUAAAUGAAUGGAUGUCUUGACUUGGUUACUUCUUGAUUACAACUGCCAUGCAUUGAAGUUUUUGAAAUUGGAAUAGAUGAUUGGGCGGCUAGGUAGCCAUGUGAGUUUUGUGCCGAUCAUUUUUUUCAUGUGUGAUAGAUCCCUCUCGCAAUGGCAUGUAACAUUCACCGUUGUCACUAGUGAGUAUGAUGGAAGCAUAGGAUUAGUCCACGCCCAAAAUUUGAUUGUCCCGAAAUAUCAUAUCCCCUAGUCAACCCCUUUGACCCGUGUGACUUUAGGGGCCGUUGUAAUUCUAGGAGCUUCGUGCUUGUUGAGCUUCAUGGUGAUUGAAAGAACGACCCCCCCCCCCCCCCCAUCCUUUCUUCGUGUCAAAGUGUGAGUCUUCUCAAUUAGUGUCAAAUCCCUUUACUUUUCCAAAUGUUUUAGCCAUAGAUCGUUAUUUUCACCAACAAAAGCAUUUGCUAGAUAAUGUUACAAACAAUCGAAGUAGGGGUACAUGAACCGCCCCAGGUCGACAUUUAAACAUACUUCCCCUAUAUUGCACCAAAUUGAGGUUUAUGUUUAAGCCUUGAUUUUGAUUUUUAUUGUGAUAUUCGGGACGAGUCAAUGCACGGGAGAAACAUUAUGGAUUUACAUGGCAUAUAUGGCAAGGGGGCUCAAUACCAACGUUGCAAGAGUAAAUCUCCCGUAAGAGUAAGCGCCUUUGCUUUUCAGCUUGCAGGUUUAGAGUCCAAUCUAUCCAAGAUAAUUUUACAUUUUGACCCGUCCAUGGAGUGCAGGGAUGCCUAGGUAUCUACCUAGAUCUUGUAUCACCGUUAUCCCCAUUUGGUCGACUAUGGCGUACCCUACUAUUAGUGUAUUAGGGGAGAAGAACACUAUAUAUUUAUCCUUGAUAACGUGUUGUCCAGAAGUUUGGGUGAAUUGGGAAAGAGAGGUUCCCACCAUCAACCAACAUUUUUUAUUAAAUCAGUUGAGAUUUGUCUUUCCCUGGCGCUUUGUACUGGUUACGCCUCAUCAAUCAGCAUAAAACAUGAUCGUAAAAGACUAAAAGUACCAUAAUGCCAUAUGCUUAAGCGCUUCCUCUUCAAAUUCCCACUCGUCCCUCUCAUUUCGAUGGCAUGAUAUUUUGUUGAAUUUGCAUCCCUUACGGUGGACAAAUGAAAAUAUCUAUUGUUG
This is a messenger RNA of Linum trigynum, 3392 nucleotides long. The record is from the annotation of a GenBank genome assembly. Lineage: Eukaryota; Viridiplantae; Streptophyta; Magnoliopsida; Malpighiales; Linaceae.